AUGGCGCCUCAAAGGGUCAAGGUAGCCAGCAGCGAUGCUGCGCCCAAGCCUGGGCAGCACAAGGCUUUCGAUUUUGCCGGCGAGGGUGACGACAAGGUGCAAGUGUGAGUCAAAAGUUGCGCAGUCAGCCAAUUGCUGGGGUGGUGGUGUGGUGUGGUGUGGUGAGGACCCUUGGCCAAGUCGCCCAGCCAGUAUUGUUUCGCUCCUCACGCGCUGACUAAUCCGCCGUCGAUGAUUGGCCUCGUCUCGUCUCGUCUCGUCUCGCAUCGCCUCGACUCGCGCCCUUAGACUCGUCACCAACGUAGGGGGCAAGCUGAGAGCGCUGUCGAACAAGUGCACCCACUAUGGCGCUCCCAUGUCGAAUGGCGUCAUGAGCAAAGACGGAUGCUUGACUUGCCCAUGGCACGGCGCCAGGUUCGGCGCGGAUGGAGACAUCGAAGAGGCGUGAGUGCGCAAGACGGGCUGCGCGAAACAUGGAGCGUACGCGCAGCUGAUCAGCGCGAAAGCGUCGCUCUCUCCACGCGCGCGCGCGCAUACAUGCAGCCCUGGACUGGACUCUCUCGUGCAGUUCAAGAUCGAGCAGGAUGGCAAUGGAGAUGUGUAUGUGACAGCAGAUGUAGCGCAGCUCAAGGGCAAGCCUGGCGUACCUCCCGAGUUUGUGGGCAAGGAGGGAGCGCAAGAUGGAGCUGGCGUGGUGAUCGUGGGCGGAGGAGCAGCAGCGAUCCAUCUGGUGGAAAGCGCACGCAAGAACGGCUACACUGGACCCCUCACCAUCCUCUCGGCUGAGCCGUAUGCUCCAAUCGACCGAACAAAGCUCUCCAAGGCUCUUAUGGCCGAUGUGGGCGCGGUGGAGUGGCGCAAGCCUGCACAUCUGGAGCGAGUCCUCAAGGUCAGCCUGCGCACCAGCACAGAGGUGACGGGUGUUGAUGUUGAUGGGAAAAAGGUGAAGCUGAGCAACGGCGAGACUGUGCCUUUUGACAAGCUGGUAUUGGCUACGGGUGGUAGUGAGUCUGAUGCGCAGCGCUCGUGUGGGUCACUUUGCACACCGCUGACUAUAGCGCUACCCGCAGCCCCCAAGCGCUUGCCAGUGCCCGGAGCAAAGGAGGGCGAGCUUGCAAAUGUAUUUACGUUGCGCAGCAUCCAGGACACCAAGCCCAUCAAUGAUACCGGCAUCGAGGGCAAAGACGUGGUGGUCAUUGGCUCCUCCUUCAUCGGCCUAGAGUCCGCCGUCGCUUUUGCGGGCAAAAAGGCAAAGAGCGUCAAUGUGGUGGGCAUGGAGAGCGUGCCAUUGGAAAACGUGCUGGGCAAGGAGGUAGGAGAGGGUCUUCAGACCGCGCUAGCCAAGAAGCAGAACCUCAUCUUUCACAUGAAAGCUGGCGUGAGCAAGUUGCAGGGCAAGGAUGGCAAGGUGGCGAGCGUGAUCAUCAAGGAUUCUUCAGGACAGGAAAAGUCUUUGCCUGCUCAGAUCGUCUUGCUUGGCGUGGGCGUAGCACCUGCUACGCACUUCCUCAAGCCCGAAUCGUCUCCUGGCUUCCCCCAGCUCGGCAAGGACGGCAGUGUGGCUGUGGGGUCAGACUUUGCCGUCAAGGGUCUUGAAGGCAAGGGAAUCUACGCAGCUGGAGAUAUUGCCAGGACACCGGAGCGGACGAAUGGUGGAGAAGUGCGCAUCGAGCACUGGGACGUGGCAGGCAAUCAUGGCGAGUGGCGGCGCGCGCAAUCCGAGCUGCGCCGAUGCCAUCACGCUGAACAAGAACUUUUUUGCCUUUCUCGCAGGCCGUUUCCUUGGCCAGCUCUUUUCUGGAAGCGCCAAGCCGGGCAAAUUCGACAAGAUUCCAAUCUUUUGGUCGGCAUUGGGCGCGCAACUACGCUACUGCAGCGAUGGAAACACGCCCUCUUUCGAUUCGGUCCACGUCGAUGGCAAUGUGGCGGAGAACUCGUUCGUUGCGACGUACGCGCGCGGUGAUUCUGUCGUGGCGAUCGCUACGAUGGGCAGGGAUCCAGUCAUGGUGCAAUCUGCCGAGCUGCUGAAAAUCGGAAAGAUGCCGUCCUUUUCGGAUGUCAAGAGUGGCAAGGUGAGUGUGUGCGCGCGAACGUCGCGACGAGGUGGAGGACAGGUGCGACAAGGUCAAGUACACGUAGCGACGACUGGGCUGAUGCCUUGCUCAACACACGAUCCUGCAUCACAGGACCUUUUGAGCAUCAGUCUGUCCUGA
Ceraceosorus bombacis is the source of this 2213-nucleotide messenger RNA. Lineage: Eukaryota; Fungi; Basidiomycota; Exobasidiomycetes; Ceraceosorales; Ceraceosoraceae. The record is from the annotation of a GenBank genome assembly.